AGGGAGGCGGCGGCACAAUGGCAGGGGCUGAGCUCACAGCGGGGCCAUGGCCCGUAGCCGUCGCUCCUGCUGCCCCCGAGCGGGGCUGACAGCCGCCCGCGGAGCCUUGGGCAGUGGAGGUGGGACCCCGAGGUAGCAGCCCCCGGAUCAGCUCCGGCUCCUGCCGCUGUCAGAGCCCAGGCCCGCCCGGCAGCCGAUGGAGGCGCUUAAAUCCCCCUGUUCCCAAGGAAUGGCCGUUGUUGCUGCACCUCAUUAGUGCCCCCGUCCCUUCGCUGGCACGGCUGCCUCCCUGCGCAGCGGUUCUGCCUAUCCCUGUGACCCUUCUGCCGGGGGGCGGCCACAGCAGCAAGGGUCGAGGUCAAACAGCAACUGGCCCGUUUUAAAACUAACAAACGCGACGGGCUUGAGCCCCCACCCAGAAUUGUUGGGAUCACACAGUACUUGCCACCUUCCCCAAAGCACUGAGGUCGUAUAGAAAACAAAUCUUUAUUAAGAGAAAAAGAAAAGUGUAUUGGUGUAAAUGAGACAAAACUAUCCUGCUUUGCCGACAAGAAAACCACCCCAACAAGAGGCAUAGAGCAUUUUGUGGCAAAUUUAGAUUGACAAAGUAUCAAUGUAGACACUCCGCUUGGUUAUGUUAUCGUAAAUGGCUCCCAGGAGGUGUCCCACAAUGCCCAACCUGACUGCUCUGGUCAGCAGUUUGAACUCUGCUGCCCUGCAUCCAGGCAGACAGACAUCUGCCCCUCCCUCUUUAAAGGACAGGGAAUUUUUGAAAUUCCACUUUCUGUUUGCUUGGUGUGGACAGCUAACAUUGCAUCUUUCCAGCUGACCAUGGCAGCUCCACGCAGCAAAAGCUCUCCCGCCUGGAGCACACCAGAGUUGUUCAAUCUGCUGGGUCUGUAGGGAGAGGAGACUGUGCAGUCCCAGCUCCACUCCAGCUGUAGGAACUUUGAUACUUAUGGUCAGAUUUCUUAUGGCAUGAUGGAUAAGGGCUACAAACAGGAUAUGAAUCAGUGUUGUGCGAAGAUCAAGGAGCUGAGGCAGGUGUACCAGAAGGCAGAGGAGUUAAACAAUUGGUCUGGUGCUGUGCCAAAGAGCUGCCGUUUCUAUUAGGACCUGGACACCAUCCAUCCUCGGUGGCAACCCGAUCCUACCUCCAUCGCCAAGAGCCCCAUGAAUACUUCAGCAGGGCUGGAGAUAGCGGCCAGUGGACUCAACCCCAAGGACGAAGUUGUGGAAGAAGAAGUAGGUUGCAGGAUGAGAUGGGACAGACAACUGGUUCAUCUGGUACUGUGAUGAGCCAGGAUUUCUUCUCAAUGGCAGAGGGUUCAAGCCAGUCCUAGUGCUCUGUCUGUGACGCGCAUGAUGCAGAAAAGGGGACCUCUGGAUUUGAUAUUCAAUGGCUGGAAAUCUAGAUAUCAAGUGGCCGAAAUGAAUAUGAACCCUAUCUUAGAGGAGAUUCUGAUUAAAAGAUCACAACAGAAGAAAAGGACUUCUCCCUUAAAUUACAAAGAAAGGCUUUUCGUGCUUACGGAAUCAAUGUUGACAUACUAUGAAGGUCGAGCAGAGAAAAAAUACAGAAAGGGAUCUGUUGAUAUUGCAAAAAUCAAGUGUGUUGAAAUUGUGAAGAACGAUGGUGCCAUUAUUCCCUGUCAAAAUAAAUAUCCAUUUCAGAUUGUAUAUGAUGCUAAUACACUUUACAUUUUUGCGCCCAGUGCACACAGCAGGGAUCAAUGGGUGAGGAAUCUUAAAGAAGAAAUAAAGAAAAAUAGUAAUAUAAUGGUAAAGUAUCAUCCUAAAUUCUGGACAGAAGGAAUUUAUCAAUGUUGCAGACAAACAGAAAAAUUAGCACCUGGCUGUGAAAAAUACAAUCUUUUUGAAAACAGCAUAAGGAAAUCACCUUCUCCAAUACCAGAUAAAAAUAAGCGAAGGCCUCCACCACCUGUUCCCCCAGCUGAGGAAGAUGAAGAUGAAGAUGAGGAAAUAGUAGUAGCAAUGUAUGAUUUUCAGCCCACAGAGUCUCAUGAUUUGAGACUAGAGAGAGGUGAAGAAUAUACAAUAAUUGAAAAAAAUGACAUUCAUUGGUGGAAAGCAAGAGAUAAAUAUGGAAGCACAGGAUAUAUUCCAAGCAACUAUGUAACAGGAAAGAAGUCCAACAACCUUGAUCAGUAUGAGUGGUAUUGCAGAAAUCUGAACAGAAGUAAGGCAGAACAACUUCUCAGAGAUGAGGAUAAAGAAGGUGGUUUUGUGGUGAGGGACUCUAGUCAGCCGGGUCUGUAUACGGUAUCCCUUUAUACAAAAUAUGGAGGAGAAGGUUCAUCAGGAAUAAGACACUACCAUAUAAAAGAAACAAUGACGUCACCAAAGCAGUACUAUCUAGCAGAAAAACAUCUUUUUAACACCAUUCCAGAGAUAAUUGAGUAUCAUAAACAUAAUGCAGCAGGUCUUGUUACACGGUUGCGAUACCCAGUGACGCCAAAGAAGAAGCCUGCACCAACUACUGCAGGGUUCAGCUAUGAGAAAUGGGAAAUUAAUCCAUCAGAGUUGACCUUCAUGAGAGAAUUGGGGAGUGGUCUCUUUGGAGUGGUGCGUCUUGGCAAAUGGAGGGCACAAUAUAAAGUGGCCAUCAAAGCAAUCCGAGAAGGUGCAAUGUAUGAGGAGGACUUCAUAGAAGAAGCUAAAGUAAUGAUGAAGCUAACCCAUCCUAAAUUAGUUCAGCUGUAUGGGGUCUGUACACAGCAAAAGCCUAUUUACAUAGUGACAGAGUUCAUGGAACAUGGGUGCCUUCUGAAUUACCUUCGACAAAAACGUGGACACUUUAAUAAAGAUACCCUGCUGACAAUGUGCCAGGAUGUAUGUGAAGGGAUGGAGUACUUGGAGAGAAACAGCUUUAUCCACAGAGAUCUGGCUGCCAGAAACUGUUUAGUGAAUGAGUCAGGAGUGGUGAAAGUGUCUGAUUUUGGAAUGACAAGGUACGUUCUUGAUGACCAGUACACAAGCUCUUCAGGUGCUAAAUUUCCUGUAAAGUGGUGUCCCCCAGAGGUUUUUAAUUAUAGCCGAUUCAGCAGCAAAUCAGAUGUCUGGUCAUUUGGUGUUCUAAUGUGGGAAGUAUUUACUGAGGGUAAAAUGCCCUUUGAGAAAAAUACAAAUUAUGAAGUGGUAACUAUGGUUAGCCAAGGACAGCGUCUCUAUCGGCCAAAAUUAGCUACCAAGAAUGUGUAUGAAGUGAUGGUGAUGUGCUGGCAUGAGAAACCUGAGGGACGCCCUACAUUUGAAGAUUUGCUGCGUAUAAUUGAUGAGAUAGUGGAGAGUGAAGAUGCUUUCUGAAGAAGAGGAGCGGAGGCACAAGAAUUCUAUAGUACAGCAAAGAAUCAACAUUCAAGAGACAUGGCAUUAUUCUUUAAGAGCAUGAUCCUGCAAACUUCUGAGUGUUGCUGAAUAAAGUGUGGAGAGCCUAAGCAUUAACACUUAGCAUUUCCUCAGCAGUCGUGGAGAAAGUUCCACAUAAUAUAAAGAAACAUGCACAAUAUAUUCACCAACAUGGGCUGCCCGUGUCUGCAUUCGGAGAGGCUAGUCCCCUGCCGCCUGCCCUUUUUGCCUGAGGCCCUGCCCCCAUCCAAUGCCUCGCUCUCACCAACCAGUCUUCCAGCGUAGCCCUGAACUCUGGCUGGUGCCCGGAACAGCCCCGAGCCUGGGCUGGCCUGCUAGCACCCGGAGCAGUCUGGAGGAACCCUGAACCCUGGCUGGCCGGUCAGGGCCAAGCCCUGAGCCCGGGCCUCCCAGAGGAGCUCUGAGCCCUGCCACAGCCCAGUCCUGGGGCUGCAGCAGGGAGCAUUAGCAGAGGAUUAGGGGAGCUUAGCCUCCCCCAGCCUCCAUUACACACUGCCCAUGUCUGUGCCCUCUCUGAAGAGUUACCAUGGGGUUAGUGAAAAAUCGGGAUUGAUGAAUGGAGCAAAUUAUAGGAUAUGGCAAAAAUACAAACACUUAAGUGCAAACCAGUAAAUGCAAAUGACGUAUAUAGUGUCCAUGUUUAUGAGUUUCAUUUACUGUUGCUGCCAGUUAGUAGUAGGAGCUGCUUGUAUACUUAAGAGCUUUGCUUAAAAACUAAAAGCAAGGUAAUUUUGUGAGGGCCACCUUCUCCCAUAGGAAUGCUUCCAGAGGUUCUCCUGAAAUAUUAUUUCUCACAGCCUGUUGAUUGAUGCUUUAUGCCAGUGAUGGGCAACCUGCGGGCCGUGCUGACUGCCACCUCCCACAGCUCCCAUUGGCCGGAAUGGCAAACCUCGGCCACUGGAAGCUGCGGGUGGACGUGCAAAUGUAAACAAACUGUCUGGCGGUCCACCAGCGGAUUAUCCUGAUGGGCCACAUGCGGCCCAUAGGCCACAGGUUGCCACCACUGCUUUAUGCCAUAUACUGGGGCCAAUAUUCUUGCUAUGCCAUUAGUCUGUUUUACCCACUCCACUCAGCUUACUUCUCUCAUCUGGGUGUAACAAAGGACCAUGGUCAACAGCCUAGACCAGUGGCUCAAAUGCAGGACUCAAAGCCCUCACUGUAGGAUUGAGCCCUAAUUUAUUUUAUGCCAGGAAGUGUUUCUUGGGAAUUUUUCACCCAGAGAGCAUCUGGGGCCAGUCAUAGCGAUAAACAGCAUGCACAAUACAUGACAGCUGACUUUCAAUGGACUAUAGACAUUGAUUUUGAUUAACAAUUAACUAAUUUAUAUACCAUAUGUACUGUAAAUGUAUACUGUACACAUUUAUUUAUAUGAAAUGUAAGUGUUCUGUUCCUGAAAAUGUUAAAGAACAACAAGUUACUCUGUAUUAUAUGUUACACAUACAAUGUGGCAUAUGGCAUCUGUGGAUGAAAGAAAAUGUACUAUGAAUUCUGUUAAAAUGGCAGAUUUUCUGUCAUUCUGUCCCUGGACAUUUGUGAAAUAAGCUUUAUAGUCUUAAUAGCAAAUGUCAUACUACAGUAUGUGUAUAAUAAACCAAAUGUUAAUUGUUUGGAAACUUUAA
Molecule: messenger RNA, 5009 nt
Organism: Chrysemys picta bellii (western painted turtle)
Lineage: Eukaryota; Metazoa; Chordata; Testudines; Emydidae
Gene: TEC
Product: tec protein tyrosine kinase
Biological process (GO): adaptive immune response; T cell receptor signaling pathway; regulation of platelet activation
Cellular component (GO): plasma membrane
Molecular function (GO): protein binding; ATP binding; non-membrane spanning protein tyrosine kinase activity
Source: RefSeq, a predicted model, not a curated record